GUGCGGGGGUGGGUCUCCCCUGACAACCGUGCGGGGAAGAUGGCGGCCGGGAUGUACCUGGAGCAUUACCUGGACAGCAUCGAGAACCUCCCCUUUGAACUCCAGAGGAACUUCCAGCUCAUGAGGGAUCUGGAUCAGAGGACCGAAGACCUGAAGGUGGAGAUCGACAAGUUGGCGGGGGAGUACGUCUCCCAUGCUCGCACGCUGGGCGCCGAGCAGAAGCUCCAGCUGGUCCGUCAGAUCCAGAGCGCCUACAGCAAGUGCAAGGAGUUUGGCGAUGACAAGGUCCAGCUGGCCAUGCAGACCUACGAGAUGGUGGACAAGCACAUCCGCCGGCUGGACACCGACCUGGCCCGCUUCGAGGCCGACCUCAAGGAGAAGCAGAUUGAGUCCAGCGACUGUGACAGCUGUUCCAGCAAGGGCAAGAAAAAAGGCCGCAUUCAAAAGGAGAAGAAAACGGCUCGGACCAGGUCGAAGGUGAAAACCUCGGACGACGACGUCCCCAAGAAUGGCCAGAAAAAGAUGAAGACGUCUCACACUGUGGAGUACGUGGCCCCCUCCGUCACAUUCGGGAACGUGCACCCCUCGGACGUCCUCGACAUGCCCGUCGACCCCAACGAGCCGACCUACUGUCUGUGUCACCAGGUCUCGUACGGAGAGAUGAUCGGCUGUGACAAUCCCGAUUGCUCCAUUGAAUGGUUUCACUUUGCCUGUGUGGGACUCACCACAAAACCCCGAGGAAAAUGGUACUGUCCCCGCUGCCUUCAGGAUCGGAAGAGGAAGUAACCGGGAGGCCCCAGGAUGGAUCGGAGGCAUGACGGUUUCCUGUCACCCCAGCGGCCCCGGGACACAGCCCCGGGGGAGUGUGGGGGGUGUGGGGGAGAGAGAGCAGCUACCAGUUCGGACCCGGCCUCACCUCCCCAUCGCUCCCCCCCCCCUUUCACACAUGUCCCCGGGCCGUUACGGUGGGUGAUGGGGAGGGGGUGUUUAAUCAG
Messenger RNA from Mobula hypostoma (lesser devil ray), 995 nucleotides. It is a transcript of the gene ing4, whose product is annotated as inhibitor of growth family, member 4. The coding region runs from base 40 to 786 and encodes 248 amino acids. Gene Ontology annotation, biological process: positive regulation of apoptotic process; regulation of DNA-templated transcription. The transcript is spliced from 8 exons. NCBI's taxonomy places the organism in Eukaryota, Metazoa, Chordata, Chondrichthyes, Myliobatiformes, Myliobatidae. Gene Ontology annotation, cellular component: nucleus. The record is from RefSeq and is a predicted model, not a curated record.